Molecule: messenger RNA, 381 nt
Organism: Closterium sp. Yama58-4
Lineage: Eukaryota; Viridiplantae; Streptophyta; Zygnematophyceae; Desmidiales; Closteriaceae
Source: the annotation of a GenBank genome assembly
AUGCGGUUGGCUCGAGUUUCACGCCCUGAUCUCAUGCCCAAACCGCUCCACGCCCUAGAUCUCUCCGACAGUUCAGACCUGACCAUGACAGCCUGCAUGCAUCUCGCGCCAGACUCACUCUUCGCUCCCUCCACGUUUUCGCAGCUUUAUCUCCUGUUUGUCCGGAUUGGCCUUCGUCCGAACGAAGGCGCAUGGCGUUAUGUCAGGCCGUAUCACCGAAACAUGGUGAAGGUGCUCAACCAGACCCUCGGCGACGCUGACAAGUUCUUGUCCAAGAUACAACCAACCCAUGUCAUCCUGUGCGCCAUGCUAAUUGUUCUACUCGUCCAGCUAGAGCGACUGAUUAGUCAAGCAAGCGCGAGCUCCCGCUCACGGCGCUAG